AUAGAUUCCAAAAAGAUUGCGCCAACACAUUCUUGUUCAUACAAGACAUACAUACACCAAUAAGGAUAGAUUAUACGAUUAAUUAGGGUUUUUCGUGAGUAAUCUAGUUCGGGCGGUGCGCGGAUUUGACUCAAAUGCGUGGAUUCGAAUCCGAAUCUCGGCCCAUCCCUAGACAUAGUAAUAAUUUGAACAUAGAAAAGCAACGACUGACGUUCGAUCAGUCGGACAAUGUUCUGGUUAUUUUGAGCCUUGCUGUAAAGACGCAUGAUUACGUAAUCCGCUUCGCAAACAAAGAUUUUUCAUAAUUGCUAGUUGUAUGUAUAAGUUAUCAUUUCUGAUCCGACUUUAAGGCACGAUGGACGUCGGCACUAUUCGGUGGGGUAUUUGUUCUGUAGGAAAAAUAUGUCAAGACUUCACGGGCAACUUGUUAUCCUUACCCAAAAAUGAACAUAUAGUUGAAGCUGUUGCAUCGUCUUCUUUGGAAAGAGCGCAGGCUUUUGCCAAAGAAAGAGGCAUUUCGAAGUCAUAUGGCUCAUAUCAAGAAUUGGCUGACGAUCCGAACAUUGACGUCGUUUACAUAGGCUCGAUUAAUGUUCAACACUAUGACCAAGUGAAAAUGAUGCUGGGAGGUGGAAAAUCUGUUUUAUGUGAAAAGCCGCUGUGCAUGAGUCCGGAGGAAGUCAAAACGUUGUUUUCAUUAGCAAAGGAAAAGAACCUAUUCCUUAUGGAAGCGGUCUGGAGUCGAUGUUCGCCUGCUUAUGCCGCAGUGCAAAAAGCCAUUGAUGAUGGCGAAAUAGGAGAAGCAAGAGUAGUCCAAGCCAUGUUUGGUGAAAUGAUUGCAGUCGACCCGCAUCACCGAGCCAGUCGCAAAGAACUUGGAGGUGGCGCAUUGUUCGAUAUAGGAAUGUACACGGUGCAGCUCGCCCAGUUCGUAUUCAAAGAACGUCCAUAUGAGCAGCAUGCCGUUGGCUUCCUGAACGAUGAGGGUGUCGAUAUAACUUCGAAUUUGGCUUUGAAAUACACUAAACAACGGAUGGCUUCUUUAACAACAUCUUCAGUUAGCACUUUUCCAAACGACGCUCAUAUAUGUGGCACCAAGGGAUACAUACGAAUUCACCCACCAUUUUGGUCGCCCCCCGCUAUCACCGUGAACGGAGAGAUACGCAAUUUUCCAUUUCCAAAAGUAGUAUAUAAGAUGAAUUUUGCAAACAGCGAAGGUCUCACAUAUGAAGCAAAUGAGGUUAGAAGAUGCCUUUUGAACAAGAAAAUUGAAAGCCCAUUGAUUACUCACGCAAUGAGUAUUGAAUUGGCAGAAAUAAUCGGAAAAUUGCGGCAAGACUUGGGAUACAAAUUACCUCAAGAUGAUGAAUGAAUUGAAAAAUAUGAGAAAAAGUUGUUUCCCAAAUAAUUGGUUGCACUUUUUCAUUUUGCAAAGUUGGUCUAUGUAAUUUUCUGUUCUGCAACAGAUACGAUAAACGUUAAAAUUCACAUUUAUAACAUUUAUGCAAUUAUAUAUGAAAUAAAGUUAUAAUGAAAAUA
Molecule: messenger RNA, 1539 nt
Organism: Styela clava
Lineage: Eukaryota; Metazoa; Chordata; Ascidiacea; Stolidobranchia; Styelidae
Product: trans-1,2-dihydrobenzene-1,2-diol dehydrogenase-like
Molecular function (GO): nucleotide binding
Source: RefSeq, a predicted model, not a curated record